This is a messenger RNA of Rhipicephalus sanguineus (brown dog tick), 2699 nucleotides long. RefSeq names its product transitional endoplasmic reticulum ATPase (gene TER94). Gene Ontology annotation, biological process: mitotic spindle disassembly; autophagosome maturation; retrograde protein transport, ER to cytosol. The coding region runs from base 131 to 2542 and encodes 803 amino acids. Gene Ontology annotation, cellular component: VCP-NPL4-UFD1 AAA ATPase complex; nucleus; cytosol. NCBI's taxonomy places the organism in Eukaryota, Metazoa, Arthropoda, Arachnida, Ixodida, Ixodidae. Gene Ontology annotation, molecular function: ATP binding; polyubiquitin modification-dependent protein binding; ATP hydrolysis activity. The transcript has 15 exons. The record is from RefSeq and is a predicted model, not a curated record.
GACUCUGUAAUGUCGUGUCGCUUCCGUUCAUUGGCGUUGCUGGCAUAGUGGGCCGUAGUUCUCUGUCUCUGUGCUGGGCUUGGGGUGACAAAGCUUUGUUCGUCGUCCUCAAGCAUCCGGAAAAGUCACAAUGGCCGCGAAAAAUCCAGACGACUUGGCCACAGCCAUCCUGAAGACUAAGCAGAAGCCGAACCGCCUGCUUGUAGAGGACGCCAUCAACGAUGACAACUCUGUCGUCUCCCUGUCCCAGGGCAAGAUGGAUGAGCUGAUGCUCUUCCGGGGUGACACAGUGCUGCUCAAGGGCAAGAAGCGCCGCGAGACGGUGUGCAUUGUGCUCUCCGAUGACACCUGCCCAUCGGAGAAGAUCCGCAUGAACCGCUGCAUCCGAAACAACUUGCGUGUGCGCCUCGGGGAUGUGGUGAGCAUCCAGGCCUGCCCGGACGUCAAGUAUGGCAAACGGAUCCAUGUGCUGCCCAUCGAUGAUACUGUCGAGGGCCUCUCAGGGAGCCUAUUUGAGGUGUACCUGAAGCCAUACUUCCUGGAGGCUUACCGGCCCAUUCACAAAGGGGACCUCUUCCUUGUCCGCGGUGGCAUGCGUGCAGUCGAGUUCAAGGUGGUCGAAACGGACCCGUCGCCCUACUGCAUUGUGGCACCAGACACUGUCAUUCACUGUGAUGGAGAACCCAUCAAGCGCGAGGAGGAAGAAGAGUCCCUGAAUGAGGUUGGCUACGACGACAUUGGUGGCUGCCGCAAGCAGCUAGCACAGAUCAAGGAGAUGGUUGAGCUACCACUGCGACAUCCCAGCCUAUUCAGGGCCAUUGGCGUCAAGCCUCCCCGUGGUAUCCUUCUCUACGGUCCACCCGGCACAGGAAAGACUCUCAUCGCUCGUGCGGUCGCCAAUGAGACUGGCGCUUUCUUCUUCCUCAUCAACGGACCCGAGAUAAUGAGCAAAUUGGCUGGAGAGUCUGAGAGCAAUUUGCGAAAAGCUUUCGAAGAGGCAGAGAAGAACGCACCGUCCAUCAUUUUCAUCGACGAGUUGGAUGCCAUCGCACCGAAAAGGGAGAAGACGCACGGCGAGGUGGAGCGCCGCAUCGUCUCUCAGCUCCUGACCCUCAUGGACGGGUUGAAGCAGCGUGCCCACGUCAUCGUCAUGGCCGCCACCAACCGACCAAACAGCAUCGACGCCGCCCUUCGACGCUUCGGCCGCUUUGACCGAGAGGUGGACAUUGGUAUCCCCGACUCGACCGGCCGCCUGGAGAUCCUGCGCAUUCACACCAAGAACAUGAAGCUGGCUGAAAACGUCGACCUCGACAAAAUAGCAGCCGAAACUCACGGUUUUGUGGGGUCAGAUUUGGCUGCACUCUGCUCAGAGGCUGCUCUGCAGCAGAUCCGCGAGAAGAUGGACCUCAUUGACCUCGAGGAUGACCAGAUCGACGCGGAGGUGCUCAACUCAUUGGCUGUCACCAUGGACAACUUCAGGUGGGCCAUGGGCAAGUGCAGCCCGAGUGCUCUGCGCGAGACUGUUGUCGAGGUGCCCAACAUCACCUGGAUGGACAUUGGAGGCUUGGACAAUGUCAAGAAAGAGUUGCAGGAGAUGAUCCAGUACCCUGUGGAGUACCCGGAUAAGUUCCUCAAAUUCGGCAUGACCCCGUCACGAGGCGUACUCUUCUACGGACCACCUGGGUGUGGUAAGACACUACUAGCCAAGGCCAUUGCCAACGAGUGUCAGGCCAACUUCAUCUCCAUCAAGGGACCCGAACUUCUGACCAUGUGGUUUGGAGAGUCUGAGGCCAACGUGAGAGACGUCUUCGACAAGGCACGAGCAGCGGCCCCAUGUGUGCUCUUCUUCGAUGAGCUUGAUUCCAUCGCAAAAGCCAGGGGUGGCAACAUCGGUGAUGCUGGCGGUGCUGCCGACCGUGUGAUCAAUCAGAUUCUGACCGAGAUGGACGGCAUGAGCAGCAAGAAGAAUGUUUUCAUCAUUGGUGCCACCAACCGGCCAGACAUCAUCGACCCGGCCAUUCUGCGACCCGGCCGUCUCGACCAACUCAUCUACAUCCCACUCCCAGACGAAAAGUCGCGCGUCGCCAUCCUCAAGGCCAACCUGCGCAAGUCCCCACUGGCACCCGAUGUGGACCUGAACUACAUAGCCAGCGUCAGCCCUGGGUUCAGUGGUGCCGACCUCACAGAGAUCUGCCAGCGAGCUUGCAAGUUGGCCAUUCGGGAGUCCAUCGAGCAGGAGAUCCGUAGGGAAAAGGAGCGCUCCCAGAAUCCCGAUGCAAACAUGGAUGUUGAAGAACACGACCCUGUGCCUGAAAUCCGCAAGGACCACUUUGAGGAGGCCAUGAAGUUUGCCCGGCGGUCGGUGAGCGAGAACGACAUCCGCAAGUACGAGAUGUUUGCCCAGACCCUACAGCAGAGCCGAGGAUUCGGCACAAACUUCAGAUUCCCACCGUCCCAACCAGCGGGGCCAGGCGGCACCGGUGGGAGCAAUCCAAAUCCGGCGUCGAACUUCCAAGAAGACGACGACGACCUCUACAGCUAAUGGGGAUUCGGGAGUCAAGGGAAAGAAGCCAGACGGUGUACAUAUAAAAAGCGGGCCCUUGUAUUUAACCUGCGCCCUCGGGGGAAAAGGGGGAAGGGGGGACCACCACACGCAGCCCAUGCGCAGUCUCAAUAAAACAGGAGUAUUUUCACUCGUU